AUGGUUUCAGACAUAAAUGAGUGUGAAGGAGGAACUCACAAUUGCAGUUCUAAUGCGGUUUGUAAUAACACCAAAAGAUCCUACAACUGCACAUGUAAACCAGGAUAUGAAGGGGACGGAAAUAAUUGCACAGGUGAUAUUUUUCGUACUUUAGUCAUUUUGCAUGCCAUCGAAAACAUUGCUGUUUUUAUUUUCCCGUGAUAAGAUGCUUUUUCUUGCAAUUCUCAGCUAGAUAGUAGACCAUAUUACCUCAAAAACUUAAGUGGAAAGGUUAAUGCUUGGCACCUUGUAUUUUUAUUUUUUCGUCUCCUUACAUGGCCGGCAUCAUCAGAUACUUUGCUUUUUUAUGUUUUCUCAUGCAUUUCUUUUACAACUUUCUACUUAAUGCUAGCCUCACUUUUUAGAAAGCUGAGAGGAAUUCACUCUGCAAACUAAGCUCAUCUCCAUUGUUCAAUAUGCCUGAUUUCAGACAUCAAUGAGUGUGAAGGAAUAACUCACAAUUGCAGUUCUAAUGCGGUUUGUAAUAACACCAAAGGAUCCUAUAACUGCACAUGUAAACCAGGAUAUGAAGGAGACGGAGAUAAUUGCACAGGUAAUUCUUUCAUAACUUCGUCAUUUUUCAUACCAUCGAAAGCAUUGCUGUUUUUAUUUUUCCAUGGAAAGAUGCUCUUUAUAGGAAUUCUUUGCUAGAUAGUAGACCAUAUUACCCCAAAAUGUUAAGUGGACAGGUUAAUGCUUAGUACCUUGUAUUGUAAAUGUUUUGUCUCCUAACGUGGCCGGCUUCAGAAACUUUGCAUUUUUGUUUUUUCUCAUGCAUUUCUUUUACAACUUUCUACUACUAGUAAUUGAAAUUUAAAUCUCCUGUCCCUCCUCCACAAAACAUCUCAGAAGGGGGACGCACCUUUGCAGUGAGAACUGCUAGGGACGGAAUAACUUACCCCGAACCCUAAUAAGAACUAAGAAGACUUUGAAAUCCUUCAAGUCAGUACUGUGGAAAGUACUAUUAAAUUCCCAAAAGAUUAAGGGAUCUUUUGAAUUAUUAAUUAAUGAUAUCACUUUGUUCUCUUGAGUAUUUAUCCUCACUGCCCUUGAUUUUUAACUAUUUUUCUCGUUAGUCGAAUACUUGUAAAAUUUUUAUUGUACACAUUUUUAUUGUAAAUAGUAACCUAUCCCUAGUUUUUAUGUCAUUGUAUUUUUAAUUUAUUUUCAGAGGGCCACAAGUUUAUCAGUAAUUUUAAUUACUGUCACGUGUAACCCUCGUUACAUUAAGUCGCUUAUCUUAUCUUAUCUUAAACCGUCGUUGUGUGCCCCUGAACAAAAGCAAUGACUAUGACGUGAGUUUUCUCAAUUUCAAUGGCUAAAAGAUGUCUUUUGGUACCUCUAUGGUCGCUCAAUCUCGUUCCCAGGGUUCUCUCCUACCGGUCGAGGACCGGUAGGAGAGAACCCCAGGAACCAGGUUGAGUUGUGUACUGCUAAGUACUGCUUACUACUAAAGGCUUUUGAAAAAAAGAAGAUUGUGUUCAAUUAACAGCUUUGAACUUUAAGAAUAUUUCAUUUUUACUUGGUAAUGUAAUUAGAAGUGUACAGUAGUCUACUAGUGUUGUUAAUCGCAUUUAUCAGGGGCAGGGGAGGAAGAGAGGUCACUAAUAAAAUAAGCUCCUACAUUUCCAGAGCGCAACUGAAAAUAAUGCUAAUUUGUAAUAGGAAGUCCAAAUUAGUAGGCGGGCAGAUCAAUUAUAUCUAGUUAUGAAAUCCACAUUGAGACUUCAGUCGCUGGAAUUCAUAAAAGGGAUAUGCAGAGGUCCAGGUAAGUACAUAGGAAGUCCAGCGAUCUCGAGGUUAAUUUGUCACUACUACUAGUCUAGCUACAAACGUACAGUAAGUAAAAUCUUUUAUAUUUUUAGUAUGAGAACAAUUUUUAUCUGUCUUGUUGAACAAUAAUAACAUGUUAAUCUUUUUCAUCUUUACGAAUACUGAAAAACACCAACUUAUGGUUGUGCUAUACUGUCAUGUCAUUUGAGGUCAGGCCAUUGGGCAUUCAUUUUCGUCGCUUUUGUUUUUCAGAUAUCGAUGAAUGCGCCACUGGUGCUCACGACUGCUCGCUUGACGCAUCCUGUAGUAAUACUAACGGCUCUUUUGUCUGUUUCUCCGAGUUCGGAUGUAAAGUUGAUGGUGUUACCAAACUUAUUAGUAAGUUAAUAUAAACGAUUUGUGUGACCAGCUUGAUAUAGUACAGGUAUUUGUGAACUUCUGAAGAACUAGCAGGAAAGAAAUAGCUCUAAAGAAAAUGACAACUUUUCUUAAUGUGAAGAUGUUUGUGGAGGACCACAUCAAGUAGAUUAGACAAACCUACAUCGCCAAUUCAGGUUACACGUAAAUUUUUUUAUUAUCACUUCUUGGUAUGAUAUCGCCCAAGAAGAACAUUAAGCCACUCACAGAUGAUUGCUUCUACUGUUUUAUUUACAGAAUUUAAAGGCUACAAUCAUUCUUGUGCAGCGAAUUCAUGUGAAGACGUCUUGAUCAAUACACCGUAAGGCAAACCUUCUUUCCUCUUAAAAUUUCAGUUGUGCCGAGUUAAAAAUACUCCAAUCGUACAUGAAGAUUUAUAAAAUAACUAAGAAAGUACGCACGUUCUAAUUGUUUAAAAACCUUUGGUUUAUUGUGCCGGUAAACUCAUAGGAAACUUAAAGUUAUUUUAUAAAAGCAAUAGACCACACUUUUUAUGGGUUUACUGGCGUAAUAACCCACGGGAGAUGUUGGGAGAACACGAGAAAAGCUUGUAAAUCACAAGCCGAAGGCGAGUGAUUUACAAGCUUUUCGAGUGUUCUCCCAACAUAUCCCGCGUGGGUUAUCACGCCGGUAAACCCAUAGACAGUGUGUUCUAUUGCUUAAAUGAGACCCGUGCGAGGUUUGGAGAGCACGGAGGGCAUAAAUCUCAAGUGCGUGGGACUGGUUAAUUGGGAAACAAUAAACAAACAAAUUUAACAAUUGAACCUACCCCAAAAACAAAAGUAGCUGCAACCCACAGGGGUCCAAGUAGAGGCUUUGAGGAGCUGCAAGGGUACUGAACUCUAACCUGAUCGGUCUACUUCAAACCGAUGGGGUAUUUUCAAAUGGCUUUACCCUAGCUUCUUUCAGAACUGGGCACACCUUGUUUCUUUUUGCGCUGAAAACGUAAACAUAUUGUACACUUUUUACGUUUCAGUGGAUCUAAAAGUGGAGCAUACCACCUUAAAACUAAGGAGCUAGAGACAGCAUUAACAUACUGCCACAUGGAAGAAAUUUCUGGAUGCGGAGGUGGCGGAUGGACUUUAGUCAUGAAAAUCGACGGAGCAAAGGUAGAAAAAGUUUAUAAAACCGCGCGGAAAAUAUCGAGGUUUUUUUUCUAAUCUGUCCGUCGAAGAUUUCAUAGCACUGAUUGCCAAAAGGCACGCAUUUUUAAUAUACUAUUCCUCGAUACAAUCUAAGGUCUUCUGAUGAAAAACUAUUACUUCAACAUCCCAAUAUAAGAACUCUCGAUACUCCUGGUGACCGUUCAUUUACCGCCGCGGCACCAAAGCUAUGGAACAAUCUAACCGUGGUUAUCCACCAUGCCAUCAACGUUGCCGCUUUUAAACGCCUCCUGAAAACCCAUCUAAUGUAUUAGGAAAGUGUAAGGCUGCUAGUAGUUUAUUCCCAUUUUAUGGCUUGCUUAGGAAUCUGAUACCCAAUCCUUCGUUUCCCUAUUUUUACUGUGAACUGUUUUAUGCAAAUUCAUGCACAUGUAAUAUUCGAUUCGUCUUUUUAUUCAUACAUAUAUAUAUAUAUAUAUAUAUAUGUUACAUAUAAAUACUUGUAUUCUGGGUAUAACGUAUUUCGUAGAGCGCUCAAUUCAUUUAAUUGAAGAGCAUUUACUAUUAAUUAUCACAGGAGUUCAGGCUUAAGGAGUAAUCAUUGAUCGUUUAUUGCGACAGUGCUGUUUUGUUUGGCCCGAAAUUGAAGGACCACACUCAUCAGGCAAAAUUAAAAAAAUUAAAAGCUGGCAGUAAAAUUUGGGUGGUUGUUAUAGGGAUGCGUUAAGAGAUUGUAUCUAGGUAACAGAUGGAUUGUGUCUUAGUUACGUUUCGGCUGUGAUUAUUAAUAGUCAAUGCUCUCUCUCUCUCCCUCUCUCUCUAUAUAUUCUUAUUCAUUAUAUAUUUAUUGUAAUCACUCUAAUCAUAGUUAGGAGAGGAGACUGGUUAGGAAACACGGAAAACAUCAAAGUUGAAAAAAGGGUGUUGUUGGUUAUGUUGGAAGCUCCCUGACCAUGCACAAUCCUUUGUUUUUUGUUCACAAAUUAUGACUGAAUCAAUCAAUGCGAUGUCCCUAUUGGUCAAUAAUUUCAAAAUGAUAGGGAUGCUAUUGAACGUUGUGCACAGUCAAGUCCAAAAAAGCUAACAAAAACAUAUAACAAAGGGUUUCCCAACCAUCCCAGGUCACUAUAUAACUAUGCUUUGACAUCUCUGCUUGCUGGAAGUUUCAUUUAUAUUUAUGUAUCUUUAUUUUUAAAUCUUUUAUUUAUUUUUCAAGACUACCUUUUCGUAUAAUGCGGAUCUAUGGAGCAACAAAAUGGUGCAUAAUCAAAAUUCUGGUGAAUAUGGGCUAGAUAACCUAGAGGCGAAGAUGCCAAGUUUCUGGAGCAAUCCGUUCACCAAACUUUGUCUUGGAAUGCGAGUUGUAGGAGAGCAAAUAAAUUGGAUACUUGUUAAUCACAGUGCAGUUUCCCUCCAUGAUCUUCUGUCAAACAACAACUACACACAAACACAAGUCGGAAGGGCUACAUGGAAAUCACUUGUGAAUAAAUCCUCGCUUCAAAACAACUGCAAUAUGGAGGGUUUUAAUGUAGUUUCGCAUACUGGAAAAGACAACUCUGCUAUCACCAGGAUUGGCAUCAUUAGCAACAAUGAAAACGAUUGCAGUUCAUGCAAUUCAAGGAUUGGAUUCGGUUCUGCAGGGAGCAGGGGACAACAAAAGGGAUCAAACUCCUGUGGAAAUGAGGCAGGAAACUUUGCUGACAAUGGAGAGAAGCACUUCAAAGCAAAUUGUUACAUAUUCGUUCAGUAA
Messenger RNA from Porites lobata, 5082 nucleotides. The record is from the annotation of a GenBank genome assembly. Lineage: Eukaryota; Metazoa; Cnidaria; Anthozoa; Scleractinia; Poritidae.